Molecule: messenger RNA, 860 nt
Organism: Talaromyces stipitatus ATCC 10500
Lineage: Eukaryota; Fungi; Ascomycota; Eurotiomycetes; Eurotiales; Trichocomaceae
Product: lipid transfer protein, putative
Exons: 4
Coding region: 163-540 (125 amino acids)
Cellular component (GO): cytosol
Source: RefSeq, a predicted model, not a curated record
AGUCUCGCAACGAUUCAUCCUUGCUCUUGACUUGGCCGAAAUUCCUCUGUUGGAUACUUUGAACUAACAUAGUAAGUCCUUGACGAUCCUACAUCACAAGUUAUCUGCCGAGGACUUUGUUUGGAUAUUACAAACGCGUUACAUACACUCACACCCGCCAACAUGUCCGUUAAAGACGAUUCGUUCCCUGCCUCCGGCGCCUUCGACGCGAUUAACGAGGCUCUCUCCAACGAAAAUGACCGCAAAGACGCCAUCAAACAAGGCGCUGGCAUCUACGGAUUCACACUCACCAACUCCGCCGGCAAGGAAGCUUCAUGGCACAUUGAUCUUAAGAACGAGGGUAAGGUUGGCAAGGGACUCGGCGGAAAGCCCGAUGUAACCCUCGUCCUCUCCGAUGAAGACUUCGCCAGCCUCGUCGCCGGAAAAGCGAACGCGCAACGACUAUUCAUGGGGGGAAAACUCAAGAUCAAGGGAAACAUCAUGAAGGCCACAAAGCUUGAUCCUAUUCUCAAGAAGUCGCAGACAAAGGCCAAGUUGUAGACUAGAGGGAUCUUGUAUAUAUUCGUAUCAAUGCAUUUUUGGACUUAUUUAUACUAUUGUAUACAGUAGGAAGAAUGUGGACGUAUGGUCUAGUUUCGUGGUAGGUCCAUAUGCAUAGGAAGUCCCUCCUGCCCCGAUCCAUCACGAACACCCAAUAAUCGCUCCUCAUCAUCCGUCAACUUUGUGAAUCCCUCCACUCCUUUGACUACCGCCAGAUCAUACGGUACAUGGCAUCGUUUAUCCCUCAAAGAUGGAUAAUACCGUCUAUACGUGAAAUAUGCCACACUCGAUCCAAGUAUUGCGCCCGCCGUGACGUCCCA